Messenger RNA from Patella vulgata (common limpet), 6291 nucleotides. RefSeq lists its product as uncharacterized. Bases 206 to 1867 code for a protein of 553 amino acids. The record is from RefSeq and is a predicted model, not a curated record. NCBI's taxonomy places the organism in Eukaryota, Metazoa, Mollusca, Gastropoda, Patellidae. The transcript is spliced from 3 exons.
CAUGCACGCGGCGGUAAGAGUGCGAGUUCAUAGGCUUACUUUUGGCCUAAUUUAUGGAUAGGAAAUUUUCUAUAAAACCUCAUAGCAAUAAUAUAUUUACAUAUAUGUAAGUGAAUUGGAUCUGACUGCAUAUUACUACUGUCAACAGGUCCGCGUGCAAUGGCUGAUCCAUCCAGUCCUUAAAACAUUAUAGUCCAUACGUAUUAUGGACCCUUCCAUAAAGAUUAAACCAGAGCCAAUUGAUACCGAAUACGAACAAGCAUCCACUAAUUCUCCAGUUAAUUACAGCAGAUCAGGAAAAAACUCUUCACCUUGGGGAUCAACAUCUCAAAUCAGAGACGUCAUGUCAAAGGGAAAGGAUUCCAACGCACCCAAACUGCGUAACGUUGUUGACAGUUUAUUGCAAAAAAAUGAACAGCUUCUGGCUCAAAAUGAUGCAAUUGCUUUUAAACCAAAUCCUCGGAUGUCGCGCAUGAAUUAUGACUCGAGAAAAUCAGAAGCCGGUAUUUUGUGUGACAGCACAUUUCUAGUGUCUCAGUCGUCACAAGCUAGAAUAACCAAAAGUCGCGGCAAGGAACAGGACCUCGUAGCAGGAAGGCUAUUACGACCGCGUAGUCCGACAAGGCGAUGCACUCUUGCAGAAAAGGACAAAAAUCAUUUGAACAUGGCAAUAAUGGAAUCAAAACUGCAAGACAGGGAUAGUGAAAAGGUCUUCCGCGUUCAAAAACAUGAUUUAGUGUCGGCCAUUUCAUGUAAGGCCAUGUUUUCUUCGCAAGAAGGAAAAAUAGCCGCAAAUAUUGACUUGACCUACUAUUGGUGUAAUUUCUGUCCAUAUGUUUCGACGAGUAAACCAGCUCUUCUAAGUCAUAUCAUGGAUCAUCGCUUUAAUUGUAAAUACUGUAAAUAUCAGUCAUUUUCGCGGGCUGACGUAAUAAGACAUUCGACGAGGCAACACGAGGAAUUUUCUGGCAUGGCUACAUCGUUGAAAUAUUGUACGUUGCUUUCCGAUUAUUUACAAGUCAAAACACAGUCUACAGAGGAAGAGCGAAAGAGAGCAGCCGAAGAUGACAGCGAAGAUAAUCCAAGCAAAGUUCGUCGCGUUGAGGACGAAAACGAUGAGGAUAGCAAUUCCAGUUCGUGCAAUGGCAGUCAGUCUGAUAAAAUUCAUAAUAAUGAAGAUUAUGAGUUUUUCGAUAUGGAAGUAGAAGAAAUUGAAGAAAGUAAUGACCAUGGAGUCGUGACAGAAGAACCAAUGGAGGACCUUCCCCAGUUGCCUCAAAUAUCGUCGAAUUUCAAUAAUAGCAAUACCAGGCCGAGGAACACGGCUAUUAGAUCUAAGCCCUUCACAACUCCACAACAACAUUCACCAAGCCAAAAUUAUUCAAGCGAAGCCACAGCCAUGCAAAUUGUUCCAAAUAUAAUGGGUCACCAGGCAACAGUGCAGACGGUUUCGACCCCAACGUCCAGUAACAAUCGCCCUGCUAUAAAACCCAGAGCUAAGAAUACACCGCUACAGAAAACGCCCACAAAGCCGGGAUCCACAGUAUCAUCAAGUCUGUAUUGGAGUUGUGGUUAUUGUAGCUUUAAAAGUGACACUCAGUGGAAAAUUAAACAUCAUUCUGUGUCAAAGCACGCUGGUAAACCACAUCGCUACGUCGCGCUAAUCCUUCCAGCCGGGGCUACAGGCUUAAAUCAGGAAGAAGACAAUGAAUCAUCAUCAAGCGCCACCGAGAAAGAUUUAGAACUCGAUGUUGCUGAAGAUUCAGACGACUCGAACUCAAAUCAGUCGUCAGGUAAACGUUCAAUUAAUGGAAAGCAGACAGCAAGAAAAAGUGGAAAUGGUUCCUGGAAAGUGAAUAUAAAGUAAAAGUAAAGAGUAACAAAGCAGCUUUAAAAAAGCAAAUCAAAAGACAAAACAUACCCAGAAUCUUCAUGUGUAUUGGAAUAUGUAAAGUUACAACUUUGAAGUUGAUAUCGAUGACUUACGAACAAAAAACUUUAUGAAUGAAAAUAUUUGAUACAAACUGAUCAAAGUCGUCAUUUCAUAUACAUAUUGUUUAUUAGUCAGUUAAAAUCAUUACGUAGGUGUCACUAAGUUCUUUAAACCGUGACUAUUGAAUACUGUAAAACAUGAAAUUAUUGCGACAUGAAAUUAUUGCGAGUUGGGGUGGUGAAACAUAAUUGCGACAUGAAAUUAUUGCGAAUUUCUAUAGUGGGGAAAAAAUUAUUGUGACAUGAAAUUAUUGCGAAUUUAUAUAAUUUUUUUUUAAGUAAAUUUGUCUAUAAAAUGUGGUAGAUUGUUAAUUUUGAGGUGACAGUCGGCUCUUCAAAACAUCGGUUGAUUGGUGAUCAUUAGUAACAGCAAAUAGUGUAAACUUGUCAUUUUGUACCAACCUUCGAUACUUCUGUCUACCAUUGUGAUGCAUUUGAUAAUAUUUAUCCAUUUUUGUGAAGAAAAUCGAUGAAUUAAUUUUAUUUUAUCAAAAAAGCACAUGAACAAAAAAACACCGCUAAUUUUAUCUCCUAUUUACAGGGGGUGUAACUCUGUAUGUAAUAUUAUAGGAGGCACUAAAAUGUCUGUUUAACAAUAAAGUGGCAAUGGAAAAGAGAUACUAGAUGAUCGUGACAAAACUCGGUACUUUUAUUUUAUUCAAUCAGUAUCAAAAAAUGUGUGGUUACGCGUGAAAACAAUGACCAGGUUAGUUGUUUAAUAAAACAAAAGAUUAAUUAAUAGAUAAUCCCGGGUUACAUUUCUUUUUACCUGAUCAGUGGGAGUCCAGUUAAUUAACUACUACUCACGGGAUUAGCAGGGAUGUUACAAAGAACGACAAGAUGGUAACAUUCAACAAUGGCCGUUGAAUGGGCUAUUUUUGUUAAAUUUAUUUGUAAAAUAGUGACCGCUGGCCGCUUUAGAGGAGUGACCAUUGAAUAAAGAGAUGAAACAACAGAAUUUUUACGGGGGGAAUUUAUCGUGACCGUUUACAAGGAGAUGUCGCUGAAUAGGAGUGGCUGCUCAUACAGAUUCUAAUGUACUUAUUGGGACUCUUUUGUGUGAAGAGUAAUGAGGGGGGAGUAAUUCAAUAUGGCCGACAUUUUAACGAAUUUUCACGAAAUUAUUGCGAACAUGGAAUUAUUGCGAGAGGGCCUCGCUCGCAAUUUUCGCAAUAAUUUCAUGCUCGCAAUAAUUUCAUGUUUUACAGUAUACCACUAUUGGUUGGGUUAGUAAAUGUAUAAUUUCUAACCACUUUCUAUACAUGUACAUACUAAACAUUGUUGUAUAAUCUGGUUUUAUGGCAAAAGUUGUUAUUACUAUUGAAUGAUAUAUACCACUAUUGGUUGGGUUUGUGUAUUCAAUAGUGCUGGGUAUUAAAAUUAGAAUUGGGUACUAGAAGUGGCAUCUUUUACUAAUUAAUGACAACUAUAUAAUUUCUAACAUUACAGAUCAGUUUAAAGUAAUGGUCCAUUGUUUGAUUUAAUGACAAAAAUUUUCAUUACUAAACGUUCUAGGUUCAUAAGUCAUUGGUAUCAGGGGCCUUUUUCACGAAAUUUUAACUAAGAUAAAAUCCAAAUUUUAGUAAUUUGAUUGGGUAUUAUUAGAUUGAUUUUAGUGCUUAGCCAAUCAAAACUGAAGUAUCUACUAAAAUUUGAAUUUUAUCUUUAGUUUAGAUUUCGAGACACAGGGCCCAGCUUAACAGAGAUAUACAUGUAUAUAUGUAAUCAUUAAUGUGUCCCUCUUGGGUUGAGAAAUUUUUGAAAAAUUCCAAGAAUAAUCAACUCAACCACAGUUUCAUGUCUUCAAUUGUCUUCACAUGUCCUGUUAUAGAUAAUUGUAUAUUAGUCUGAUUUCACACAAAAUUUGUGUUAAUAUUUUGUAGAUUAGAUUUUAAAUCAGUGACAGUCCUGUGUUGUCAAUCAACAAUAAAACAUCUAUUGUUCUUUUGUUAGUCAAACUGAUUGGAUUUGUCUCGGCCUGCUCCUAAACAUUAAUAAUAUGUACUGUACCAUUAUUGGCUUGAAUAUUUUUGAUAAGCAAAUAUGUAUUUUAUAUCCCAGGUUAUUGCCCAAUGUUAAUCUUAUUGUAGAUGUAAUGUGGCAUUAGGUAUAAGAAAGCAAAUCCAAAAUUUACACAUAACAAAAAAAAGAAGUUAAAAUGAUAAUCUUUUAUGAAAAUGAAUUGCACAAACAUAGUUAUAUAGGCUGUGGCUCCAACCCAACUUUAGGAUAUUGCACAAAAAGGUAUAUAAUAUAACUACAUGUACCUUUCCCCAUUGUGUAUUCCAAAAUACAUGUACUCUUUUUAUUCCCUCUCAAAGAAGGUAAUACCGUUAAAUCCAAUAUAAGGGAGGUAACUCAGUUAAUAUUGAAAGCCAGGGUAUUGAUACAAGUUAAAGUUAGACACAACUCUUUUGGUGUAGGGUACAGAUUUAUCGUUUUUCAGUGUUUUAUGAAUAUAGGUCCAGCACAAAGUUCAAAUAGUCAGCUAAUAGUUGAUUCGUGCCUAACAUUUUGUAAGGUACAACCAAAAGCAUUAUUUCCAGGUCUGUACUGACAACUUUUUUGUAUUAAAAGUUGGUGAAGUUUGUCCAUUAGGAUCAAAUUGUUAAUCACUCCAACCUCUGCAUUUAUACAGUUCAUUUUUAAUCAGCAGAUCCAUCCACUGCUAAUUUGUAGUUACUUAAGGAGAAAAAUCUGAUUAUAUAUACCAACUAUUUGAUUCACAUAGAUGUAACUGUGUUUUGUUUACUCCGUUACUAUGACAAUAGAUUAUGUGUAUAUACAUUUAUGUUCGUUUUGUGUAUAUAUUAUGAAUUGUAAUCAUGUGUUUUGUAUAUUCAGCUAUUCAUUUAAAAGAUCAUGGCUUAGACAAUAAACAUGUAGUAUCAUCUAAAUAUCAACAAAAUCUGUCACUUAUCUUUAUAAUGAUAAUAAUAAUAUCUUUAUUUCGAAAAGGGUGAACAAUCUAGGUCUGUAUGUAUGAACCUUUCUGACACGUUGUGCCCUUUAUAACAAAAGCAAAACAGAAUGAAAAAUAAAUACAACAACAGUUAUCAAUUGAUAUGAAUAUGAACAUUUAAAAAAAACACCCCCACCAUCGCCACGACUCUUGAUUCAGUCCUAUUUAGAAGUCUUGACUGAGUGGCAGUAUAAUUGACUGGUUAGAGAACUUCCCAGUCAUGCCAUGAAAUUAGAAUUUUAAAGAAAUUGAUAACCUUUAAACACAAUGAAUACAGCUAAAUUUAUAGUUUUUAUGUGGAUAAAACCCUUAAAAAAUGUUUAUAUAAAUUUAUUUCCUUCAGAUAAAUAUUUGAAGUGAAAACAAUUAGGUCAAAACAUAAUCAUCUGGCAAGUGUAUUGGGAAUCUUAUACAAGAUUUUUAAAAAAUGAAAUAUAUCUAUACAAGUCCAUAAGAUAAAAAAUAUCUGCAAUGCAGAAGAUAAUUAUGUGAUGUUUUUGAUAUAAAAUACUUUUGCCAAUUAUUUUACCUAUAGAAUCUUCUAUGUGAUGUUUUUGAUAUAAAAUACUUUUGCCAAUUAAUUUACAUAGAGAAUCUUCUAUGUGACUUUGUUUGAUAUAAAACAUUUUUGCUAAUUAUUUUUACUUGAAUCCAUGAGUAAAUAUUGUUUUAUUUGGUUUGAAAAGACAUCAUAAGAUAUCUCCAACCUUGUGGGUGUACUCCGGUUUCCUCACAUUGCUAAGUUAUCUCCAACCUUGCGGCGGUUUCCUCACGUUGCUAAGAUAUCUCCAGCCUUGUGGGUGUACUCUGGUUUCCUCACACUGUUAAGAUAUCUCCAGCCUUGUGGGUGUACUCCAGUUUCCUGGCACUGUUAAGAUAUCUCCAGCCUUGUGGGUGUACUCCAGUUUCCUGGCACUGUUAAGAUAUCUCCAACCUUGUGGGUGUUCUCUGGUUUCCUCCCACUGCUAAAGACAACUACAUGCAAGCUAAUUAUUGAAAUGAAAUUGUAAUGAAUGUUAGUCCCGAAGUAACCUAGUUUAUGUCAUGGGACAUUAUGGUCUUUGGCAAUAAAUAUAAUUUCCCCAGUAGUUUGAAUAUGUUUUCCAGUCGCAGGUCAUGUCAUUAUUAUCUUGACAAUGUUGGAAAUAAAUCUGAAUAUGAAAUGAAAGGAGAUUUAAUUCCUACAGUUCUGCUCCGACUGGGCUCAUGAAGAAAACAGAACACAACUUAUACCAAAAUGGCAAAAUAGUAAAAUGCAUGUAAGAAGGCUUUAAUUUUAAUUAUACAUGUAUCUUUGAUUUGUAAAAUUGAUAAUUAAAAUAAUAUUUAAUAAUUUC